This is a messenger RNA of Necator americanus (New World hookworm), 366 nucleotides long. RefSeq lists its product as uncharacterized. The coding region runs from base 1 to 366 and encodes 121 amino acids. The record is from RefSeq and is a predicted model, not a curated record. NCBI's taxonomy places the organism in Eukaryota, Metazoa, Nematoda, Chromadorea, Rhabditida, Ancylostomatidae. The transcript has a single exon.
AUGACACGUGGAAGAUAUCAACAUCUUGCACCGCCAUCGAAAGUGGCUACAAAAAAUCAUCUUCGUAUCUUUGGUCAUGUAAUAAAGAGACCAGUAGAUCGCCUUAUUCAACAAGUUUUGAAGAGUCUGUCGGAUUCAAGCUGGAAGAGACCACCUGGCCGAAAACGGAAGUUUUGGAAUGAGGUGGUGAAAGAGGACUCAGCGUGGAUAGACAGUCUAGGCGAGACGCAAUGUUUCGCAGGAUAUGGAAUAGUGACGAAUGGAUCGAUUCCGUGCGAGCGCUCGCAGAAGAUCGAGAAGGUUAGGCAGAGCUAUAUUCAAGGACAACACACCUCGGCGACGAUGCCGGUAGUCGUUUGGCGAUGA